Actinia tenebrosa (Australian red waratah sea anemone) is the source of this 2849-nucleotide messenger RNA. RefSeq lists its product as uncharacterized. Lineage: Eukaryota; Metazoa; Cnidaria; Anthozoa; Actiniaria; Actiniidae. Gene Ontology annotation, biological process: negative regulation of ERK1 and ERK2 cascade; negative regulation of receptor signaling pathway via JAK-STAT; peptidyl-tyrosine dephosphorylation. Gene Ontology annotation, cellular component: cytoplasm; nucleus. Gene Ontology annotation, molecular function: non-membrane spanning protein tyrosine phosphatase activity; protein kinase binding. The record is from RefSeq and is a predicted model, not a curated record.
GAAAAUUUUACAGAAACGAUAAAAAAUGUUCCUGAAUUGUUGGAAGCAGGCAAGAGAAUGCCUAGAAUUGAAAAGGAAAAAGUUACUGAAAUAGCCAUACAGACAUCUACACCAUUCAUGAUGGAGGAUUUCAAAAUAGAUAUUGACAAAGAAAAACUGAGSAGUGAAGAUAGGGAAACAGAAGAAGAGGUAUUGGUUAGUAAGGAAACUAUUGGUAUACAGGCAGGUACACUAGAGACUGAAUACAUUGAGGUGGUUAUAGACAGGGAGGGUGAUAGAAAAAUGGAAGGCAAGGARAAGCCCAGUAAACUGGACAAUUUAUUCCAGGAAGAAACAGUGAUCAGCAAGGAAAAUAUCGAGAGAAUAACRGAAAAAGAGAAAGCUAAAGAAGUUAUAGCCUCAGCCAUAGAAACACAAAGUUCAGUAGAGCAGGAAAGUGAUUUCAAGAGACAAGCAUUUGUACUAGAUAAAAGUGAAAAUGUAGUAAAGACUGAAGACAAACCCAGUAAGCCCGUGAUUGAAGGGGGUAAAAUAWAUUUGACAGGACCUGCUCUUGUUCUAGAGAAAAUGAACGCCUUUAAAAUCCAAAAUCGUGCGGUGUCUAAACCAUUGCCCGAASCAAUGGAAAGUGGAAGUGACAUCAKGGAGUCAGGGCAUGGAGCAUAUGCACGUAUCACSAAGGCAGAAAAGAUUAUACGCCCUAGGGAUGAACCUUCAAAUGAAAGUAUUGGUGGUAGUAUUGGUACCAAUCCAUGGAAAUCUGACCCCAAAAUCCAAUCAAAGAAGCUAGAAUCUGACACAAAGUCCCCUGAUGAUAAUCUUCAACCAAGUACAAGUAAGGAAAGUAUGACUGAAGUACGAAGAAGGCAAAGGCAAGAAAAAAAGGAAAAAACAGAAAAACUAGUAAAAGACAUUAAAGCCAGAGUGGAGUAUGAAGAAAAUACAAGGUGGAUAAGAAAGAUAAUAAGGAACUCCUUAAUUGUGAUAGGAAUUUGUGCAACAGCUUAUAUAGCCUAUAGGUGUUACAGAUAUUUCUCCCACAUACCUCGUAGAAAACCUCGUCGCUUUUAGCUUCUGUUAUAGACCAGGGCCCGAUUGUAUAAAGAGUGGAUAGCGUUACCUGACGGAUAAAUCUUAUCCAGUGAAUAAAUUUAUUGGAUAACAGCAUCGAUUUAUCUACUGGAUAAGGAUUUAUCCAUCAGAUACUGCUAUCCACCCUUCGUACAACUGGGCCCAGUUAAUUAGGUUGACCUUUUGAUAUUUUACUACUAUGUUAGGAUACAAUUAUAAAAAAUUAAAUAUGAUAAAAUCAGAUCUAACACACCAGUUUUGCAUUUGAUACAUACCACCAUUUUUAAAGACUAGAGGUACUCAUUUGCACAGGCUUAGCCUUGUUUAUAAGUCAGCUACUCACAGAUACGGCCCUGUACCAUUGAAARCCCACAAGAUUUCAAAACACUGGUGUUGUUCAACUUGCACAUUCUAUACAUUAUACAGUUGACUUUUGCAAAUGAUUUGCUCUUAACCGAGGCUAAGCCAGUGGAGAUGAGUCUCUAGUCAUAAAACACACUGUGGUAUUUACCGAAUGAGAAAUUAAGGGACUAUAAUUGGCUUAAAGAAGGCAAGAUCUUACAGGGCUGGAAAUACUGAUCAGUCAUGGGUCCAAUGUUCAGCCAAAAUAGGCACUAGUAUGGCCAAACUCAUUUUAGGCCAGUCCUUGUGAUAGGUCACAUUAACUGGUCACAYUGAUGUGUUGUGUUAAWUUUUUAGCCGCCUGAUGUAAUCAUUCUUUUAUCACUGUUUUCAUUGCUAUGUGCUAGUCAAGACAACAGCCAGCAAUCAAUGUUUGUAACUUGCACUAACAGGUCACGUAACCCUACCUCCCUUAAAACAAGCAGCUGUUUAAAUGAAAAUAUUCGAUUUUAUAUAAUUAAUGCUACUUAUCYUAUAUUCAACACUUUAAGCAGAAACUUYGCCCUCUUACUAAUGUUGAGAUUGCUCUUUUGCCACUCUUUUCAUUUCUGUUUUCACAAAGCUUCUCGUUUUAAGGUAGCUAGGGUCACAAUAGGUAGGUCUAUUGUUGUCUUGAUCAGUACAUGGGUAACAGAUUUUCCAAGGGGKAAAAGAACCUAUUACCAAACUAACAUGUUGACAAUAUUGGCCACUGGCAUGACCAACAGUGGACGAACUAUAGACCCCUUGCAUGUSACGUCAAAGCAGGUCAAUUUGGAAGACAAAGCAAAAAAAUGUCAAUCUUAUGAGAACUGGAAACCAAAUAUUGAGCUGCAUUGUGACAGACUACAAGGGUCUAUUAGCAGCCACUAGACAACUUGUAGACAUGGUGGCAGAGUAACAGUUGUCAUUCAAAGGUAUGAUGGCCAUGAUAUUUAUGAUAUUUGGUGUCAUAACUACAGGUGCAGUUUUUUAAAGGUCCCUAAACAGUGCGCGUGUUGUUCACAUUAGAUAAUAUGAUUGCAGAAAAUUUGAGUUAUUUGUGCAAUUAUARCAGUUAUUAUGAAAGAAUGCAAAUGAGAUGCAAAUUAGACAAGCAUUGAAUCGCCCCAUAACCUCACUCGUAUGGUUCUUAAAACAAAAGAAUUUCUCAUUGCUGKCUCCAGUGUAAUAACAGCUAUUGUCUGAUCCAGAAAACCUUGAUAAAAAGCUAGGUCUAGGUAUAAUGUUGUAUUUUUCAUACCUCACUUAUGUUAUUAUUUCUUUCUAGAUAGAAAUUAUUUUUUUAAAUGUAGUUGAUUUUAAAAAGUUCGCUAGACUGUAGUUUUCUUGGUAGUGAUUUUGCUUUAUGUUUUGUAUAAAUAAAAAUAAUCUAAUGUAAAUAAUAAAAGUGAUUU